AUGGAUGUGUAUGUCCAGAUCACGGGCCUGGACUCAGGAAAGACGUGCGGAGUCAAGGCACUACUCGAUAGUGGCUGUAGCACCUGCUGCAUUGAUACCGACUACGCGCGGGCAGAGAAGCUGGAUAUCCAAGAGCUUCCGCAACCCAUCGUGGCUUGUAACGCCGACAACACCAAGAACAUCAGCGGUCGGAUCACGCAUUACAUUGACCUAAGGAUGAGAAUUGGUCCUCAUGUGGAGACACACACAUUCCUUCUGACGUGCCUAGGGAAAGCUCGGAUCUUCAUCGGUCUUGAUUGGCUGACGGAACACAACCCCAAGGUGGAUUGGCAGGAGCAGACGAUGAAGUUCAGUCGAUGCCCAGAGCGUGUAAGGGCAACUCCUGCCAGCCCGAAGGAAGAGAGCACACAGCACACAACAACCUCACAUGAGUCUGAGCACAGAGGGGGAUCCUUAGAGAACGGUUCAAGGAUCCAUGUGCCCAGGUGUCACACUAUAUACUGUACUAUUUCGACCGUAGUUUCGACCCGAUGA
This is a messenger RNA of Mycena citricolor, 534 nucleotides long. The record is from the annotation of a GenBank genome assembly. NCBI's taxonomy places the organism in Eukaryota, Fungi, Basidiomycota, Agaricomycetes, Agaricales, Mycenaceae.